AUGUCGCUGGCUUUCUCAAACCAACCCCCAGCUGAGCGGGUCCCAUACGCUAUCCCUCAACUCGAGGGAGAACGUAUCACUAUUCCGGGCAGCAAGGGUGUCUUUCGCAUUUUGACCUCCUCAAAACAGACCAAUGGGUUGAUGGCUGUUUUUACGAGCGGUGCGGUUCUCUCUGAUGCCCCCGGCUUUCACUACCAUAACGAUGCCCAUGAUGUCUUCUUGGUGACCAAGGGAUUCCUGAAGCUAUACAAUGGAGACAAGUGCCGAAUCAUGGGACCAGGUGAUUUUGCCUAUAUCCCACCGAAAAUUAUUCACAUGCCCGACAUGAUCGGCCCACAUACCGAACUCCAAGGUCUUAUCACACCCGGUGACUGGGUCGACUUCUUCCGCCACAUAUCUGAGCCCUACGAAGGAAUCCUAGUUCCAGAAACCGAUGACCGGGACUUGAAAUCAUUGCUCAUCCCAAAAGUAAUGGCCGCGAAGGGCAAGUUCGACGUUGUCUUCCAGCCUCACUACCAACCCCCAGAGCUGGGAGAGUGGACCAAAGACGAUGAAAAGCUCCCCGAUGGACCAGAGGGAUACUUCCUCCGUGCCAAUACCGGCCCACGCUGGAUGCUAGGCGGUGUUAUGUCUCGACCAUUUGUCACCACGAAGCAGAGCAGUGGCCUUUGCGCAAUUUCCAGCAUUGAGUCGUCGAAGGAUUACGGAGAGACUGUGUUAUCGAAAUAUAUGACUUUUGCCAAGGUUGAUCAUUGUUUUUGUGUUAUGGAGGGCACUCUUAGGGUUCGAUUGGAGGGAUCUGGGGAAUCGGAGUUUCGAGAGGGCGAGACCGUGGUCAUUCCCGCUGGACAGGCCUUUGCGUUGGACUUUGCGAGCAAGUAUGUUAAGGUUCACUCAUUUAGCGAUGGUGAUGGUAUUGAGUCCCUUAUCCAUGAGCUUGGUACGCCUGUUGAAGGGGUGGUCUUACCGGAGCAAGCUCCAGAAUGGGAUGAAUCGCGCCUGUCCUCUGUGACGGAGCGACUGAAUGUGACAUUUUAA
This is a messenger RNA of Penicillium angulare, 1038 nucleotides long. RefSeq names its product quercetin 2,3-dioxygenase. The transcript is spliced from 2 exons. Lineage: Eukaryota; Fungi; Ascomycota; Eurotiomycetes; Eurotiales; Aspergillaceae. The record is from RefSeq and is a predicted model, not a curated record. The coding region runs from base 1 to 1038 and encodes 345 amino acids.